CCUUAGCGUUUCAGUCCUCUCUCCCACUUCCUUUUUCUACUCCACUCUCUUGAGAAAGGAAGAGAAGAAAAAAUAGAGUAGUUUUUCUUCAAAUCAAAAGCGGGUUUCCUAGCGGGUACCCUACUCAUAAGAUCGGGCCGGUCCUUCUUCAGGUCAAUUGGGUUUUCGAAUAUUUGUUUGGUAUUUCGAUAAUGGCCGGUGAAAAGACCAUGGGGAAUCCCGAACCUAUCAAUGUGGUUUUGAAGUCUGAAGCUGUUCCCAAAUUGGAUACCCAGCAGGAUGUACCUUCUGGAAAACUUGGAAUAGCAUCUGAUUUGACUUCCACAAUAUCUUCUACACCAUAUCCUUCUUCUGGUGCAAAUCAAGACUUGGUUGGAGAGUCUGGUGCCAAUCAAUCUAGUGGCUUUGAAAAUUAUUACUAUCCAGGUUAUGAUGGGCCAUUUACUCAAUCGGAUGAUAAGGGCUAUUUUCUUACCGAUGGUUCACAAACAGGAGUGCAAUCAGAAAAUGGUUCCUUGGUCUACUAUUUGCCUGGCUAUAACCCAUAUGCAACUGGAGCUUUAAUGGGUGUUGAUGGUCAAUGUCUUGGGCAACAACCAUAUUAUUCAUCAGGAUAUUAUCAGCAUCCGGUUUCCUAUGGAUCAGAGGCCAUGCCUUGUUACACAUGGGAUUCAACAUAUGCUGUAGAUGUUUCAAAUGGGGACUUUGAUGGUUUUGGAAACGUAAAAUAUGGUUCAGGUUCUGCUUUUGCGAAGUCGGAUGGUUUCAACUCAACAAAAUCAAAUGGCCUUGGUGCUAAAUUAUCUAGAUCUACUUAUACUCAGCCUAACAAAGCACUAAGCAAGGGGCCUUAUUCGGGUUCAGAUAUAUCAGCGGGAUCUUAUAGGGGAUACUACCAAGCUGGAAAAUCUCCUUCAUUUAACAAUCAAAAGCAAGGUGUUUCGCAAUACAAUGGUCCUAUGAACUACAGACAAAAUGGGAGAGUAUGGAAUCAAAAUGACAGAUAUAGGAAAUCCAACAGAGACGUUGACUUUGAAAACUCUGCUGAGCUAACUCGCGGUCCAAGGACCUCUAACAGGGCUGUUCCUUUGGAUUCUUCUGUUAAGAAAGAAGACUUGGGACUUUAUUCUUACAAAGAUAAAUACAACCUACCAGAUUUUGAAAUUGAGUAUGAAAAUGCAAAGUUCUUUGUCAUUAAGUCCUACAGUGAGGAUGAUGUCCACAAAUCCAUGAAGUUUGAUGUGUGGUCAAGUACUCCAAAUGGCAAUAAGAAGCUAGAUGCUGCAUUCCAUGAAGCAGAUACUAGAGAAAGUGAGACUGGCACCAAAUGUCCUAUCUUUCUCUUUUUCUCGGUUAAUGGAAGUGGACAGUUUGUUGGCUUAGCUGAGAUGAUUGGCAAGGUAGACUUCAAUAAAGAUAUGGACUUCUGGCAACUGGACAAGUGGAAUGGUUUCUUCCCUGUUAAGUGGCAUGUUAUAAAAGAUAUCCCUAAUAAGGAGCUGUUCCACAUUAUCCUGGAAAACAAUGAGAACAAACCUGUGACUCAUAGUAGGGACACACAAGAGAUUGGUCUCAAGCAAGGCUUAGAAAUGCUGAAUAUCUUUAAAGGUUAUUCAGAAAAAUCAUCGUUGUUAAAUGACUUUGGAUUUUAUGAAAAUAGAGAGAAGACGCUUAAUGCAAAAAAGAAUUACAAGUCCGGCACUCUAGGAUUCAUGGAAGAUGUUUUGACUAAUCAAACAAAAGCAGUUGAAAAGAAAGUGGAAGAAGACUCGAGGAGUACAAAGAACAGUGCAGAUCCAACAUCCCCCAUCAUCAUUCUGACCAAAAAACUGUCCCUUAAUGGCUGCAGUCGGAAGAGCGUUGGUGUGAAGAACCCGAUAGCAAGUGUGUUUCCUUCCGUCCCCUCACCAUAGCCAUUCAAGUUUUAACUUAGUUAAGAUGUGCAAGGGGUUCUGCUUUUUUUCUUUCCCUUCAGUUUUUUCUUCUUUAAAGUUGUUUUCCUAAGUUGACAAGCGGUGGAAUUGAAUUAGAUUUGUUUGGAGUAUUAUUGUUCAUUUCUGAAAUAGUUAAUUUCUUUGGUUUUUAUGGAUUCCUGUUCC
Hibiscus syriacus is the source of this 2099-nucleotide messenger RNA. RefSeq names its product YTH domain-containing protein ECT1-like. Lineage: Eukaryota; Viridiplantae; Streptophyta; Magnoliopsida; Malvales; Malvaceae. Bases 192 to 1913 code for a protein of 573 amino acids. Gene Ontology annotation, molecular function: mRNA binding. The transcript has 10 exons. The record is from RefSeq and is a predicted model, not a curated record. Gene Ontology annotation, biological process: mRNA destabilization. Gene Ontology annotation, cellular component: cytoplasm.